Molecule: messenger RNA, 3834 nt
Organism: Coregonus sp. 'balchen'
Lineage: Eukaryota; Metazoa; Chordata; Actinopteri; Salmoniformes; Salmonidae
Source: the annotation of a GenBank genome assembly
AUGCAGAGGAAGAGACCCAUCCCUGUCAACCCCCCAGAAGAUAAGAAAACAGAAUUGACCGACGAUUCGGAUCGGAUCGAGCUAGGGUGAGGAGUACUGGCAGAAAAGCGUUUCGGAAAAUAUUCCACACACGCACCCCAUCAGAGGCCGCCCUCCCAAGACACCGGAAACACCACGCCGAGCAGCGACAACAACGACGCGCAUAUAAAGCAACUCACACACGGAUCUUAAAAAACGACGGUUCCACAACACUAACAAAACGCGAGGAGGAUGAAAAAGGAGAAAGAAGAAGCGGCAGGGGAGAAACAUAGAAUCCUUCACACCGACAACGAACGACAAGAAAGAACAAAGCGUGACAAGGCAGAGCGAUUCACUAGGCCCUUUAGAGUGGACUGCGGAUGUCAGGAGUAGACAUCACAGGACAAGCGUUCGGGCGUUUGAUCGGUAAAACAACCGGAAAUAGCGGGAGAUGGAACCGCUGUGAAAGAAUUAAAACAAAAUCGAAAAAAAAAAGAAAAGAACAAAACUCACAUACACACAAACACACCGAAUGUACGAAGGCCUCUCUUUACCUUUUAAUUUCUUCUGACACGGUACUGUCAUUAGACAGUAAUGAUCAUUAAUAGUUAUAGUGACUGUCCUGUCAUUAGGCAGUAAUGAUCAUUAAUAGUUAUAGUGACUGUCCUGUCAUUAGGCAGUAAUGAUCAUUAAUAGUUAUAGUGACUGUCCUGUCAUUAGGCAGUAAUGAUCAUUAAUAGUUAUAGUGACUGUCCUGUCAUUAGGUGGUAAUGAUCAUUAAUAGCUAUAGUGACUGUCCUUUCAUUAGGUGGUAAUGAUCAUUAAUAGUAUAGUGAUGUCCUUCCAUUAGGCGUUAAUGAUCAUUAAUAGUUAUAGUGGACUGUCCUUUUCAUUAGGUGGUAAUGAUCAUUAAUAGCUAUAGUGACUGUCCUUUCAUUAGGCGGUAAUGAUCAUUAAUAGUUAUAGUGACUGUCCUUUCAUUAGGCGGUAAUGAUCAUUAAUAGUUAUAGUGACUGUCCUUUCAUUAGGUGGUAAUGAUCAUUAAUAGCUAUAGUGACUGUCCUUUCAUUAGGCGGUAAUGAUCAUUAAUAGCUAUAGUGACUGUCCUGUCAUUAGGUGGUAAUGAUCAUUAAUAGUUAUAGUGACUGUCCUGUCAUUAGGCAGUAAUGAUCAUUAAUAGUUAUAGUGACUGUCCUUUCAUUAGGUGGUAAUGAUCAUUAAUAGCUAUAGUGACUGUCCUUUCAUUAGGCGGUAAUGAUCAUUAAUAGCUAUAGUGACUGUCCUGUCAUUAGGUGGUAAUGAUCAUUAAUAGUUAUAGUGACUGUCCUUUCAUUAGGUGGUAAUGAUCAUUAAUAGUUAUAGUGACUGUCCUUUCAUACCCUCUAUCUCUGUCCUCUCGCAAUACUAUGCCAGCUGGUGCAACGCUAAAUAGCUUCCCCACUGUCAUCAUCAGUUUAUUUGUCAUUAGCAGCCCUCUGAGCGCCUGCUCUGCAGCUGGUGUUGCGUUAAAUUGAUUCCCCUCCCCUGUCACCUCUGUUUGACUCACAGUAGUCAUCGCUGUUGGGUUCUUAUCUACUUGUCUGAGUGUGUGCGUGUCUUAGUGUGCAUGUUUGCAUGUGUUGAGGGUAGCUAGUACAAUACAAUACAACUUUAUUAAUCCCAGAGGUGCAAUUCGUUCAGGGCUGACAGGGUGCUUCAAAUAGGACAAACACACCCAUACAGACAGUAUAAAAUAUAAAAUAUAAACACUUAAGGCAUUAUUAAAAGUGCAUGGUGCAAUAUAAGAAAUGAAAAGUUCAUGGUAGCCACAGUUCUUAAUUAAUUUCAGGACUAAACUAUCUCUAGAAUAGUCCCUAGAUCUUCCCCUCUGCUCUCCUCCUUAAUGGUCCUGUUAACCAGGCCGAUGUCCUCGGGCACAAACGAGACCCUACGCCUAUUGGUGGAGCACUUGAGACAGUGCAGGCGGCGUCCAAUGGGGAGCAGUUUGAACUGUGGGUUGAGGGGACAUGGGUGAUGUCAUAGGCCUUUCUGCAUGCUGCCUCAAAAGAAUAUAGGCGGAUUUCUGAGGCACGCCGGUGUGAUCUUAGAGCAGGUGUUCACAAUGGCUUGGGAGGCGGCGGUUCCUAUUUCUUGACCAGAGAGGGAUGUGAAAACCAGCAUUUGAAAGAGAAACACAGAACGCUCUCGAUGAAAGAACUGUAAAAGGUUUGCAAUAUUGAUUUGUGGACACUGAAUGAGUUCAGUUUCCUGAGGGGGAUUAUCUCUGUAGUACAGAAGGGUCUGAUUUAUGGAAGUAGAAUGAGAGAGGGAAGAUAGAGCGCGAGGAUCGAGGCGGAGAGAGAGAGAGAUAGAGAGAUAUAGAGUUAUCUGCUCUAUCUCUAGAGAUCUGCUCUCUCUCUUAUUAUCUCUUCUCUACUCUCUUCUUCUUCUCUCUCUCUUCUCUUACUCUCUCCUCUCUCUCUCUCUCUCUCUCUCUCUCUCUCUCUCUCUCGGGACUUGGAGUCAGAGCAGUAUAACCACAUCACUGCUACAUACUUCCUGCUGGCAGAGACAAUAUUGAGGGAGAGACAGGAGAGAGAGCAGAACUACCACACAUGGUCCAGUCCCAGCCACAAGGCCCAGUUCAGGUGUGCGCACACACACAGCACUGAGCCCAAGGGAACGAGAGAGUAGGGGAGAGAGGGAGGUAGGUAGGGGAGGGAAGCUUUCACAGUAAAUAAACAAGUAGGGGGAGGAGGGAGGGAGAGAUGUUACUCAGUGCUUCCUAUCCCAGUACCCCAGUGUGCUAUGUGUUAGGAUGAUGAUGAUGAUGAUAGGAUGAUUAUGAUGAUGAUGAUGAUAGGAUGAUGAUUGGAUGAUGAUUGGAUGAUGAUAGGAUGAUGUUAGGAUGAUGAUAGGAUGAUGUUAGGAUGUUGAUUGGAUGAUGUUAGGAUGAUGAUUGGAUGAUGAUUGGAUGAUGUUAGGAUGAUGAUUGGAUGAUGUUAGGAUGAUGAUAGGAUGAUGUUAGGUCCGAGCUAUGAGCUUAAAUGGGACAUUCUGUCUUUUAUUAUUCCACAUUGAACAAACUAAACGAAUAAAAAAUGAAUGAAACAAAUCAGACAGAAAAGUUCUACCAACCUUUCACUGUGUGAUGAAACCUCUCUGCUCUCUCUGCUUAACCCUCUCCAGGCAGUUGUGGCCCACCAGAGUGGACAUGCACCAGGACAUGGGAGGUUUUCUGGGGGGGUACCCCCAUCUCCCACCCAGGGGGCCCCCAGUCCCCCGCCCGCAGUGCUGAGAGCCUGGUCCACCACGGACCCAGAUCCAAAACAGCCCUACUGGAGCUCAACCAAAGACGGUUGGGCAAUAACACACACUCUGACCCUCCAGGAUGACAACACACACAGCACACACACCCUUCAGCACUCCCUCCUGUCGGUUCAUCUAGAGAGCACCAGGACAGGUGCCUCCGGCCUCCAGUCAAGCCCCACUCCAAUCCCCUCAGGCUGGGCUCCCUGGCCUCUCCCACCCCCUCUAAACCACGGAGCCCCAGCCUCUUCAGUCUGGAUGAGGAGGAGGAAAAAGGUGGAGGCUUCUUCUCCCUUGGCUCUCCCUGCUCAGGUGGUGCUCCAUCACAACUUCGCCUCAUCUUCAUCCUCCUCCAACUCCUCCUCUUCCUCUGUCACUAACAGACUGACAUCUCGUAAGAGCGCACCUGUCCUCAACCAGAUACAGGAGGAGGAGGAGGAGGAGGAGGAGGAGGAGGAGAAGAAGAAGAAGGAAGGAAAGAUGGAAGGAAAAAGGAGGAGUGUGGGUUCAAGCCAGAACAAUGUUUGA